Molecule: messenger RNA, 2163 nt
Organism: Populus euphratica (Euphrates poplar)
Lineage: Eukaryota; Viridiplantae; Streptophyta; Magnoliopsida; Malpighiales; Salicaceae
Product: wall-associated receptor kinase-like 20
Exons: 3
Coding region: 88-1980 (630 amino acids)
Biological process (GO): protein phosphorylation
Molecular function (GO): ATP binding; polysaccharide binding; protein kinase activity
Source: RefSeq, a predicted model, not a curated record
AUUAUCAUAUUAUAACAAUGAUCAUCACCAAAACACAAACACAUAAACAACCUUGAAACCCAAUUCCUCCGUAUCAUCUCCCAAACAAUGAAACCAACGCCACAUCGCCUCCUCCUCACGGCGAUCCUGCUCCUAAGAUGCGCCAUGUGCACAUUCUCAGCCAAAAACUGCCCCAACUGUGGCACCACCCCAGUCCCCUACCCAUUUAGCACUGCUUCUACAUGCGGGGAUCCACAAUACAAGAUCAGGUGCAAUUCAGGCUCCCUCUUGUUUGAUACACUCAACAGCUCCUAUCCGAUCAUGUCCAUAAAUCCAUCCAUCCAGCGGCUAGUGAUCCAACCAGCCAGUCUCUUACCAAACACAUGUGUCACGUCUGAUUACAUCUACGAAGGUAUCUCGUUAAACGAUAGCUUACCUUUUAACAUCACAGGUGAUAACACCAUCAUGUUUUUGAACUGUACGGAGUCGUUGCUUAGAUCACCGUUGAAUUGUACCUCAACCAGUUUGUGUCACGUGUACGUUAAUAGUACCAAAGGGGGCGCUCCUUGUCAAGCUGCUCCUAUUUGUUGUACUUUUGGGGCAGGCGGGUCAUCGACGGCGCAUAGAAUAAGGGUAAGAGACACCGGGUGCAGGGCUUACACUAGUUUUGUUGAUUUGGAUUCGGUUUUGCCCGUGGAUAAGUGGUCUAACCCGGGACUGGCAAUCAAGUGGGUGCUGCCUCAGGAACCGGUUUGUGGGUCUCAGGCUGACUGUGAUGGGAAUUCUACUUGUGCGCCCGCAGCAAAUCUGAGUGGGGUCAGGAGGUGUUACUGUACAGGUGGACUUCACUGGGAUCCGAUUCAAGGAAUUUGUGUUCAUGAUGCUACGUGUCAAAAUGAUGGGAGUUGUGGUGGAUCAACAAAGACUGCUCUCAUUGCUGGUUUAACAUCCGGGAUUGGUUUGACUCUUUUGGUAAUCGUCAUAUCUGUCCUGCUCUAUAAACGCCGUAGACGGAUCAAAGAAGCACAAGAACGCCUGGCUAGAGAACGUGAAGAGAUCCUGAACGCGGGUGGAAGCAGAGCAGCAAAAAUCUUCACAGGCAAACAGAUCAAGAAGGCUACAAACAAUUUCUCAAAAGACCGCCUAUUAGGAGCCGGUGGCUAUGGUGAAGUUUUUAAAGGCAUUCUUGAUGAUGGCACAGUAGUAGCUGUCAAGUGUGCCAAGCUUGGAAACACCAAGGGAACUGACCAGGUGCUCAAUGAGGUCCGAAUUCUAUGCCAAGUCAAUCACAGAAGCCUUGUAUGCUUGCUCGGUUGCUGUGUGGAGCUUCAGCAACCUAUACUCGUUUAUGAGUACAUUGAAAAUGGAAAUCUUCUUGAUCGUCUACAAGGUCUAAAACCUGAUGGAAAAAGCCAACUGUCUUGGUUACAUCGCCUCCAAAUUGCUCAUGAUACUGCUGAUGGUCUUGCUUACCUGCAUUCCUCAGCUGUUCCUCCAAUAUAUCAUCGAGACGUCAAGUCAAGCAAUAUACUUCUCGAUGAGAAAUUGAAUGCCAAAGUUUCGGAUUUCGGAUUGUCAAGGUUAGCUCAUAGUGAUUUGACUCACAUAUCAACCUGUGCCCAAGGCACUCUAGGGUAUCUCGAUCCUGAGUAUUACAGGAAAUAUCAGUUGACUGAUAAGAGUGAUGUUUAUAGUUUUGGGGUCGUGUUGUUGGAGCUACUGACUUCUCAAAAGGCAUUAGAUUUUACUAGACCGGAAGAUGAUAUAAACCUGGCAGUUUAUGUGCAGAGGAUGAUGGAAGAGGAAAAGCUAAUGGACGUGAUAGACCCAAUGCUAAAGGUGAAGGCGAGCUCUCUGCACCUUGAGACCGUUAAGGCAUUGGCAUUUCUGGCUUUGAGUUGUAUAGAGGAAAAGAGACAGAAUAGGCCUUCUAUGAAAGAAGUUGCUGAGGAAAUUGAGUACAUUACGACUAUUACAACAGCAAGGGAGGUCGAAAACUAGCUGGCAAUAUGCAGAGAACAUUUGGAGACAGGAUCGGGUCUCUAAUAUGGGGAUUGAUGACUUGAAUGAUCAGAAUAUGAUGUGCUUGUGGAAUGGAUAUUACUAUACCUAGCUUGAGUUUGCUCGGCGCUUUGCCCUAUAUGUAUAUGGAUGUAAUUACAAUAAGAUGUGAUCAUGAACAUA